CAGCGUGUGUGUCGACACGUGCAACAGACCCCCUGGAGCCGUUCCCCCGGCUGAAAAACGGCGAGAGCGAGCAAAUCUACAGCUAGGUGCUGACGCUGUAAAGAACCAUAUUCUCGGCUGUGUAGCCGACACUUUUCUGGAGGAGACCCGAGCAAUGAGCCUCCUUAACCUGGGAAAAGAGGCUCCAGGGUCUGUUGGAACACAUCAAUUCCAGUCAUAUACUAACAACUAUCCUUUCUCAGCCCAGAUCUCCGCGACUAGAGCGUCCGUUCUUUUUCUCACGCACAUAUAUACUACGUAAUAUCGCAAAAGUAUAGAGCAUAUCGUAAGAGCUACGUGCUGCGCCGCUCAGCCAGCAGCCAGAACGAGACUCCGGAUGUGACGUCACGUUCAAUUAACUCGCCCACUUUUGCGGUCAUGCAUUCUAGGGAGCCGGCGGACAUUAUCUCAGGCAGUCUCUCUCACGGCAGGCUUUUCGAAAUGUCGGACCUGUGGAAGGCGGUACUUGAGUCUGCGAAUAUCGCUGAAGACUCCGAGGAUGCUAAAGGGAUACUUGCCGGUGACUCCGAAGGAUAUCUAAGAUCAUUCAUGGAGAGUAACUGCACGCAAUGGAGUGAAAAGAUGCGGGACCUUUGCGGCUCGGAGGAAAUCUUCCGGAAGGUCGAAGCAUUUGGCCAUUUCGUAGACGAGAUUGAUGGUAAGGUUUGUGUUGACCCAAAGUUCUGUCAGUUGGCAACAACCCUCAUGAAGAAAAUGAGUAAGCAAUACGACUCCGAGUACGACCGUGAAACACAAUUUCGAGAAGCAGUAAAUGAAUACUUUCCAUCAUUAAUUGUAUCAUUACCGAAACCGAAACCUAAUACAUUUCCAAUUUCAACUGAUGGUACAAUGACAGUGCCCGGAUUAAAAAAGCAUAUCAAAGCAUAA
This is a messenger RNA of Geodia barretti, 927 nucleotides long. The record is from the annotation of a GenBank genome assembly. Lineage: Eukaryota; Metazoa; Porifera; Demospongiae; Tetractinellida; Geodiidae.